AGUGAUUUUUCGCCUUCGAUCCGUACGUUAUGGGGGUCAGGGCUUGGCGGUGGGGUAAAAUGCUAACCAGGGUUGGAAACCCCCCUUGGUAGAAGGGGAAUCUGGAAAAGCGGGCCUCGCGGGGUAUACAUACAGAGGGAGAUUGAAGCGUUCAGUUGGCCAAGUUCCAUAGGACGCUGUUUGCGGGCAAAGAGUCUCGCAAUCUUUCAGCAAUUCCGUGCGUCUUUUGGAGUUUCUUGGGGAUUUUCCAGGUCCAUCCCCACAAAGUCGAUCGAUCGCUUCUCGAUUCGAGAAGCGGCGGUGUGGAGAGCGAACUCGUGACGAGAAUCUCGUAUUGCGGAAGCGGCAUUUUGUUGUCGUUGACAGAGUUUGAAUUUUGUGAAGAGCAGACUGAGAGUGUACAGAGGAACCGACAAUCAAAAUGCUGAGCUGUGGAGUUUUAGCGAAGGCCCAACCUCUGGUAGUAUGUCCAAUUGCCAGUCACUCUCUGGAGAAGAAGAACGGUAGAAAGCACCUAGCGGCUGGUGGUGCGGUGGAUUUGCCCUCUUGUACAUGCGCAACCACGCGAACGUUGUCUGUCUCUCAAGCGAGCUGCUCCAAAUUGUCAUUGAAAAGUAGUAGUUUUUUCUCUAGAAAUCUGUCGUCGCUUACAUCAUCCCGAGUUGAAAAUGGGAGGAAGGCGAGCAAAGCUGGAGAUACCACCCCUCGCGCUGCGGUGGCUGUUGAUGCUGUUUCCACGGCUACGGUCGAAUUUCAAAUCGAUGGAGGCGCUCAUUUAAAGGUGAAGAUAUCAGGGGCAUCACCUGGAUCGCCUGCCGUAAUUGAAUUAGAGGUGUAUAACUCAAGUGCGUCCCAGCUUGUCCUCCACUGGGGGGCCACAAAGUCAGGAAAAAGCAAGUGGUAUCUCCCAUCCAGAAGACCGGCCGAUACUCGGGAUUUUCAAAACCAAGCCUUGCAAACGCCAUUUUUGAAGGACGGGAACAAAGCCUACCUAACAGUUGAGCUAGCAGAUGCUGAUCUCAAUGGUAUCGAGUUUCUCCUAAAAGAGGACAAUACAGAUAGAUGGUUCAAGAAUCGCGGUGGAAACUUUAGAGUGGACGUGCCAAGAGCAGAUGUGGAUUUUUCAAACAUCUCUGUUCCAGAGGAUCUGUGUGGAAUUCAGGCAUAUUUACGCUGGGAAAGAAAUGGCAAACAAAACUACUCACCUGAGCAGGAGCAGAGGGAGUACGCAGAAGCCCGGAAAGAUUUGCAGCGCGAAGUGGCGAGCGGAGUCUCCAUCGAGGACAUUCGCCGACGAUUCGGAGCUGGUGGAGAAAGCAAGGACGAGGGCGGUAACAAGGACAACCAUAGUUCGAAGAAAACAACUCAAAGUGCACCUCAAAAGAAUUACAAUGGCCACAGAGUCUCUCGGAAGAGGAGGGAUCCCAUGGAACUGCUGAACAAAUACGACGAAGUCAAGACCGGGACUGCUGCAACGUCUGCACCAGCACCUCCAAGGGAGCCUACUCCGCUUGAGAUGGGAGCCGAGGUCAUGGAAGGUGUUGACAGUGGAGCUGUCGUUGUCAAGAAAAUUUUCAAGCUGGGAGGAUCUAGUCUUCUGGUUCUCGUGACAAACCCCGGAGGAGAGGUUCGUGUUAGGAUGGCAACGGACAUGACCGAGCCCGUGUCAAUUCAUUGGGGUUUAUCCAAGGUUAACAACAGGGAAUGGCAGGCUCCUCCCGAAUCAGUUGCGCCCGAGAACUCUACUCUUUUAGAAGGCUCUUGUGAAACUCCUCUGAAGAAAGGUUUCGCAGGAGACGAAAGUCUUCAGUCUCUUGAAAUUGUGGUGGGAGAUGCUGGUUACAUCGGAAUGCCUUUUGUCCUCAAAUGUGGAGGUAACUGGUAUAAGGACAAUGGGGGUGAUUAUUACGUAUCUUUAAAACCAGUGGAAAAGAAGAAAUUGAAGGCGCUUGGAGACGGUGCUGGUACAGCCAGAGCCUUCUUGGAGGAAAUAGCUAACCAAGAAAGCGAAGCUCAGCGAUCAUUAAUGCAUCGCUACAACAUCGCGGUUGGAUUAGCAUCACAAGCCAAGGAGGAGGGAGAGUUGGCACUGGCUGGUAUUUUAGUGUGGCUGCGUUACAUGGCGACUAGACAGUUAAUAUGGAACAAGAAUUACAACGUGAAGCCAAGAGAAAUCAGCGCAGCCCAGGAGAAGUUGACAGAUUUGCUGCAAGCGAUCUACCGCGAUCAGCCUCAAAAUCGCGAAGUGGUGAGGCUUAUCAUGUCAACCGUUGGAAGAGGUGGGCAGGGUGAUGUUGGUCAACGAAUUCGAGACGAGAUUUUGGUUAUUCAGCGCAACAAUGAUUGCAAAGGAGGAAUGAUGGAGGAAUGGCACCAAAAGCUCCACAAUAACACAAGUCCUGAUGAUGUCGUUAUUUGCCAGGCUCUUCUCGAUCAUAUCCAAAGCGGUUUUGAUAUGAAUGUAUACUGGAAAACUUUGAAUGACAAUGGUGUAACCAAGGAGAGGAUGAGAAGUUAUGAUCGGCCCAUAGUGUCUGAACCUAAUCUCAGGCAUGACCAGAGGGACGGCUUGAUUAGGGAUCUCACUGCUUAUAUGCGCACGUUGAAGGCAGUACAUUCGGGAGCGGACCUUGAAUCUGCGGUUGCCAUAUGUAUGGGUUAUUCUGCUGAGGGACAAGGCUUUAUGGGGGGUGUCAAUAUUCAUCCUAUCAGUGGACUGUCAGGAGAUUUGCCGGGCUUGUUGAGGUUUGUCCUGGAGCACAUUGAGGACCACGAGGUUGUCCCGCUAUUGGAGGGAUUGCUGGAAGCACGCCGGGAACUAAGGGCAAAUCUGUUGUCUAAGCAUGACCGUCUUCGGGACAUUAUAUUCCUUGACUUGGCACUUGAUUCUUCUCUUCGUACAGCGGUCGAAAGAGGGCUUGAAAGUCUUGGAAACAGUGGGCCGGCUGAUUUGGCUUCGAUUGUAAGUCUUGUGGUUGAGAAUCUUGCUCUAUCCAGCAACAACAACGAGGAACUUGUUUAUUGUCUAAAGGAUUGGUAUGUCGUCAUUGACUUGAUAAAAUCUAAAAGCCCCAUGUGGGCCUUGAGAACUAAAGCGGUCCUUGAUCGCACUCGCCUUGCUUUACAAGAUAAGGCUGAACACUAUCAGAACCUGCUGCAACCUACAGCAGAGUACCUUGGAACAUUGUUGGGUGUUGAAAAUUGGGCUAUGGAAAUUUUCACAGAAGAAAUGAUCAGAUCUGGGUCUGCAGCGUCUCUGUCUCUUCUUCUUAACCGCCUUGACCCGGUGAUUCGAAAGGAGGCCAAUAUGGGCAGUUGGCAGGUUAUCAGUCCCGUGGAGACUAAGGGUGUUGUUGUAGUUGUGGAUGAGCUAUUGGAAGUGGAAGAUAAGGUAUACGAUCGACCUACAAUUUUAGUUGCGGGAAGAGUUCGAGGAGAAGAAGAAAUCCCGGAUGGAGCUGUAGCUGUCCUGACUCCUGACAUGCCUGAUAUUUUAUCUCAUGUCUCCGUAAGAGCUCGCAACGGCAAGAUAUGUUUUGCAACUUGCUUCGAUUCAGAGGUUCUGGCAAAUUUGCGGUCUUUGAGUGGCAAGGCUGUGAGGGUUGAGCCAACUCUAAACGACUUGAAAUACAGUGAAAUAAGUGAGUCUGAACUGAGUGGUGCGGGCGGUGCACAAACUUCGGAUUCGGCUCCUCCUCCGAGAAUAACAUUGACCAAGAAGAAGUUUAUAGGAAAGUACGCUAUUCCCGCAGACGACUUCAAUCCUGAUAUGGUUGGAGCAAAAUCGCGCAACAUCGCUCACUUGAGAGGAAAGUUACCAUCAUGGAUCAAACUUCCAACGUCUGUGGCACUACCCUUUGGGUCAUUUGAGAAGGUGCUAGCGGAAAGCAUAAAUCAGGAUGUUGCGAAAGACAUCGCGAUCUUGACCAAGGAAAUUGACGCGGGCGAUUUUCACAAACUCAAGGAUGUACGAGAGACAGUAUUGCGGCUGCAAGCCCCUCCCGCCUUGGUUGAGGAAUUGAAGAAGACACUUGAAGGUUCUAAUAUGCCCUGGCCGGGUAGUGAGAGCAAGGAGAGAUGGGAACAAGCGUGGACAGCCAUCAAGAAGGUCUGGGGUUCCAAGUGGAAUGAAAGAGCUUACUUCAGCACACGGAAAGUGAAGAUAGAUCAUAAUGAUCUUUCUAUGGCAGUCCUUGUCCAGGAGAUUAUCCAAGCAGAUUAUGCAUUUGUCAUUCACACCACGAAUCCAUCCACCGAGGAUUCAACCGAAAUAUACGCGGAGGUGGUGAAAGGUUUGGGAGAAACCCUCGUGGGUGCGUACUCGGGGCGAGCGUUGAGUUUCGUUGCCAAGAAAUCAAAUGUACAAUCACCUCAGAUUAUUGGUUUUCCAAGUAAAAGGGUUGGACUCUUCAUCAAACAAUCUAUCAUCUUCAGAUCUGAUUCGAACGGUGAAGACUUGGAAGGUUAUGCGGGUGCAGGCCUCUAUGACAGUGUGCCUAUGGAUACGGAAGACGAAAGAGUGGUCGAUUACUCGACCGAUGCUCUCAUAUUGGACGAAAAGUUUCGGUCAUCUAUGCUUGCAAAGAUAGCAGCCGCCGGCCUUGCUAUUGAAGAGCUUUAUGGUACACCUCAGGAUAUUGAAGGUGUCAUCAAAGAUGGAGAAUUGUAUGUAGUUCAAACGAGACCUCAGAUGUAAACCUGUAGUCACUUACUUAUAUGAAUCGUUGUAGAUAAGACAAUAGUUAACAAUAGGUUUUACAUGGAAGGUUGUAAAAUCUGAGCUUUUAGCUUUUAGAUGAGGUUGGAAGAUGCCAUCAAUUUUGUGCAGGUAUGUUACAUUGCUUUGUAAUAAUAUCAUGGAAAUUAUCACCGUUAGUCGGAUGUUGGCCGGCCCCUAUUUAAAUCAAAUUUGACCACAACAGC
This is a messenger RNA of Marchantia polymorpha subsp. ruderalis, 4923 nucleotides long. The record is from the annotation of a GenBank genome assembly. Lineage: Eukaryota; Viridiplantae; Streptophyta; Marchantiopsida; Marchantiales; Marchantiaceae.